AAAUGUCAUCUGAGUCUGACAUUUAAUUUGUGAGUGUGAAAUAAAGAUUUGUUUUAGAAAAAGGGUGAUUUUAUUCGAUUACAAUUUUGUGCUAUUUAUGUUCGUGUGUCUAAAAACUUCUUAAUAUAACACCCCUAAUAUCCAACUCAUACGAUGUCAACUCCACCUCGAGAAACGAUACAAAAACAAAUCCAACAAGAUUGGGCGAACAGGGAAUACAUUGAAGUUAUCACAGGAAGUAUUAAAAAGAUAACUGAUUUCCUUAACUCCUUCGACAUGUCUUGUCGAUCUCGACUUGCAACAUUAAAUGAAAAAUUGACUUCAUUAGAAAGAAAAAUUGACUACUUGGAAGCUUGUGUAACUAAGGGAGAAACUUUAACUUAAAUCAAACACGGAGAUUGUCAUUUAAUUAU
Molecule: messenger RNA, 413 nt
Organism: Papilio polytes (common Mormon)
Lineage: Eukaryota; Metazoa; Arthropoda; Insecta; Lepidoptera; Papilionidae
Gene: HSPC300
Product: probable protein BRICK1-A
Exons: 3
Coding region: 154-384 (76 amino acids)
Biological process (GO): actin filament organization; cell motility; regulation of actin polymerization or depolymerization
Cellular component (GO): SCAR complex
Molecular function (GO): protein-containing complex binding
Source: RefSeq, a predicted model, not a curated record